AUGCGAAAGGUUUAUCGAAGAUCAAUCGCUCGCUACACUCUACCUCGCUUAUCGACCACUUCGGCCCCUGUCUCCCCGUUGUUGAUGUCAAAUUGUCAUCGACUGGAAGGAAAAGUCGCCAUUGUAACAGCUGCCACUAAAGGGAUAGGGCUAGCAAUCGCCGAACGUCUUGGUCUCGAAGGUGCAGCUCUAGUAAUUUGCAGUCGGAAUCAGAAAAAUGUUGAUGAGGCCGUGCAGUAUCUUAGAUCCAAACAUAUUGCUAAGGUAGAUGGAGUCGCAUGUCACGUGGCCAACAGUGAGCAUCAACUAAAACUCAUUGAGUUUACAAUCCAGAAGUUUGGCAAGAUUGAUAUUCUGAUCAAUAACCAUGGAAUCAACCCUGCAUUUGGACAUAUAUUGGAAGUGGACGAGAAAAUUUGGGAUAAACUGUUUGAGGUGAAUGUCAAGGCGGGCUGGCAGUUAGCAAAACUUGUUCAUCCACAUAUGGUGAAGAACGGGGGAGGGAAUAUCGUGUUCAACGCGUCGGUUGGAGCUUAUAAAUCGCCUCCUGGAAUAGCUGCGUACGCUAUCACAAAGACGACUCUACUUGGUCUCACUAAGGCUCUGGCUAAUGGCUUAGCCAAAGACAACAUUCGUGUGAACGCAAUUGCACCUGGCGUAAUCAAGACAAAGAUGAGUGAAAUGCUGUGGGAUGGUAAUGGUGAUGAAGGCGAGAAACAGAUGGUAGAUACAAUGGAGGUCCCGUUAGGUCGACUUGGAAUACCAGAAGAGUGUGCUGGAGCAGUGGCGUUCCUUGUGUCAGAUGAUGCAAAUUAUAUCACUGGAGAAACGAUACUUAUAACAGGCGGAGUGCAUGCCAGAAUAUAA
This is a messenger RNA of Necator americanus (New World hookworm), 867 nucleotides long. RefSeq lists its product as uncharacterized. Gene Ontology annotation, molecular function: carbonyl reductase (NADPH) activity. Lineage: Eukaryota; Metazoa; Nematoda; Chromadorea; Rhabditida; Ancylostomatidae. The transcript is spliced from 10 exons. The coding region runs from base 1 to 867 and encodes 288 amino acids. The record is from RefSeq and is a predicted model, not a curated record.